This is a messenger RNA of Lycium barbarum (goji berry), 1511 nucleotides long. Its product is annotated as aspartyl protease AED3-like. Gene Ontology annotation, biological process: proteolysis. The record is from RefSeq and is a predicted model, not a curated record. NCBI's taxonomy places the organism in Eukaryota, Viridiplantae, Streptophyta, Magnoliopsida, Solanales, Solanaceae. Gene Ontology annotation, molecular function: aspartic-type endopeptidase activity. Bases 38 to 1357 code for a protein of 439 amino acids. The transcript is spliced from 3 exons.
CUCUUAAACCACAUCAAAACCCCCAAAGAAAAGGCCAAUGGAGGGCUCUAUCAACAUUCUCUCACUAUCCCUUCUCUUAAUUUUCUCUCUAGCCCAAGGGGGUUUAACCAAUCCCAAAUGUGCCGAGUUUCACCAAGACAACAAAGGCUCAACACUACAAGUCAUACAUGUAAACAGCCCUUGCUCUCCUUUUAAACAACAAAAACAAUCAUGGGUGGACAGUGUCCUUCAAAUGCAGUCAAAGGAUACAACAAGGUUGCAGUUCUUGUCUAGCCUUGUGGCUGGUAGAUCUUUUGUCCCUAUUGCAUCUGGAAGACAAAUUCUACAAACCCCAACUUACAUUGUUAAGGCCAAGAUUGGAACCCCACCUCAGACAUUGAUGGUGGCUCUAGAUAAUAGUAAUGAUAUUGCUUGGUUCCCCUGCAGUGGUUGUGUUGGUUGCUCCUCUAGCACUGUUUUUGCCCCCGCCAAGUCCACCACUUUCAAGAAUGUUAGCUGUGAACGUGCUGUUUGCAGCCAGGUACCAAACCGCAAUUGCGACGCCGCAACUUGCACCUACAACCUAACCUACGGCGGUUCCAGCAUAAGUGGAAGCCUCUCAGUAGACACAUUGUCACUCGCCAAAGACCCCGUGUCCGAAUUCUACUAUGGUUGUGUCCUAAAGGCCACUGGCAAAUCAGCUCCACCUCAGGGUCUAUUAGGUCUGGGCCGUGGCCCAUUAUCAUUCUUGUCCCAAUCCCAGAGCCUCUACCACUCCACAUUCUCCUAUUGUUUGCCCAGUUACAAGUCUCCCAACUUUUCUGGCACGCUUAGGUUGGGCCCAAAUGGUCAGCCCCAAAGGAUUAAGACAACCCCAUUGUUAACAAACCCAAGGAGAUCAUCCCUUUACUAUGUCAACUUGGUUGGAGUUAAAGUCGGAAAGCGAAUCGUCGAUAUCCCUCCAAGUGCUUUGGCUUUCAACCCUUCCACCGGUGCCGGCACCAUAAUUGAUUCUGGCACGGUAUUCACAAGGCUAACAGAGCCAGCAUACACAGCAGUAAGGAACGAGUUCAGGAGGAGAAUGGGUAGGAAGACGCCAGUAACAUCACUUGGCGGAUUCGACACCUGUUACACCGUCCCCGUGACUAUUCCAACAAUAACACUAAUGUUCGCCGGCAUGAACGUAACAUUACCACAAGACAACUUCCUUAUCAAGAGCAGCUCUAGCAGUACAACUUGCUUAGCUAUGGCUGCUUCACCUUCAGACCCUGUCAACUCUGUACUCAAUGUUAUCGCCAGCUGGCAACAACAGAAUCAUCGAUUUCUGUUUGAUGUUCCAAGUAAUAAGCUUGGUGUUGCACGUGAAACCUGUAGCUGAACAAUUACUACUGCUACUUAAGUUGGAUUUUUCUUUGUUAAGUUAAAAUCAUUUGAUGGGACCUUAUUUUUCUGUUUUUUUUUUCUUUAUUUCUUUUUUCUCGUGUUUUUGAAUUGGGGAAUGAAUUAUUAGAAGAUUGUUUCACGGUUUGGCA